AUGUUUUUUGCGUUAUUUCUUUUGUUGCUGUGCGGCCCCGUGUCACGCGCCGCGGGCCAGGUGGAUGUGCAUGUGGCUAACCUUACCGUUAUGGCCACCGGGUGGCCACAGACCACCGCUGAGUUGUCGCCAUUUACGGCGGCUGUCACUUCCGUUGUGUGUGGCCCACUGGACACCACCGCCUCCACUGGCACGGCAAUUCCGUGUGGUGGCUUUCUGGCACCGGUUUCAGAAGGCCAUCUUUCCGUGCAGAUGUAUGCCGAGACUGUUUCUCUGGGAGACGCGCUUCGGGUGCGUCGUGCCUUUGGGGGCUGGGUGGAAGAUGAUGCUUCCGCCAUGCUGGAGGCUCUUACGGUGGCCGUCUCAGCAGUUGCACUGAAACCCUUGUCGUCGCUGUUGAAAGUUACAGGGGUUUACACGGUGCCGUGCCGCAGCAAUGAUAUCUCUGAGGUCCUCCCAGUGUGUGCCUCCACACGCAACUGCCUGACGUCCAUUAUUGUAGAUGAUUUUGGCGGGAGUGUGAGCAAUGUUUUUUGCAGCUAUGUCCCCACCCCAUGCGAAUUCUACAUAACGGCCGAAGCAAUCUCCUCAAACCAGGUAAUGGUGAAUAUUAGCAGUCUUCCGAAUACUCUCGAGCUGGCCCUUUUUUUCACAGAUCAGGUGCGCCGCUCUGCUCUGCAUGCCAGUCGUAUUCAGCUCUACUCGGAUGGUCAAUUUGUACAGCUUUACGCUUCUAACGAAAAGAUGGCGUACGAAAAGGAUAUCAAGGCGGUACCGGUCUGCGCUGUCGAGACUGCGCUGUGGAUGCUGUCCUUUAUUGCCAUUAUUCCUAUACUGUUUCUCCUAUUCAGUUAUCUUUGGUGCAUGGGCCGCCAUCACGCGAAGAAGGUGGAGCGAAGGGCCAUCGUUGAGGAUGAGUUGCGAGCUCAGGAAAUGGCGGAAUCUCAAGGAGCGACGGCUGGUCAGCUCCGUGCACAGCAAUUAAUGGCUCACAAUACCGGAUACCCUCAAGAAAAUGCCACGAGUCAGACGCCGCCACAUGAACAGCAGGAGGGAAUGCAGGGUGAAUACGGCCAGUUUUCCACGGCAGAGAACUUUGAGUAUCCGCAGGAGUACGCUGCUGACCAGCGGCAAGAAGGAGAAGGGCUAUAUGACGGUUAUUAUCAUCAGGUGUACAAUGGAGAGGAUGACGCCGCAGUUGUUGACGAGUACGUGGAACCCAGUCUUGUAGGUGCUGAGAACGACGAGGGGAUGCAGGCUGAUGAAAAUCCGAGCCAUGGUGGUCACGCUGCUCACUUUUGA
Molecule: messenger RNA, 1302 nt
Organism: Trypanosoma cruzi
Lineage: Eukaryota; Euglenozoa; Kinetoplastea; Trypanosomatida; Trypanosomatidae
Exons: 1
Coding region: 1-1302 (433 amino acids)
Source: RefSeq, a predicted model, not a curated record